AUGCUGUGUUUACGAAAUGGAUCGUUAAGAGGACUCGCUCCACAGUCUCUCUCCUCAACCAUCUCACGAACAACAAGAAUCGCAGCAGCACAUAAGAGGGACUUCUCCAUCGCACAGCUAGAUGCCGAACGAAAGAACCGAGAGAGAGUGGUAGUUUUGGGCAGUGGAUGGGGUGGCUUUACUCUCAGUCGUGAUCUAGACGCGAAGAAGUAUCAGAUUGUGGUUGUCAGUCCAAGAUCGUACUUUGUUUUUACGCCCUUGCUCGCCGGGACCUCAGUUGGGACCCUCGAGUUUCGGACUGCUCUGGAGCCUGUAAGAUCCUUUCGUGGAAGAGGUGUGGGAGCAGAGUACUUUCAAGGAUGGGCCGACCAGGUGGAUUUCGAAACCAAGACGUUGACGAUUGAGGAGUCUGUUGAGGAUCCAUUGCAAGGUCGAGGAUUGGCUUCGAGUAUCCAUGCCCAGAAGACGAAGGAGGAGCGCAAGGAGGAGAAGGAGAUGCUUGCGGAAAAGGGACAGCUUUUUGAUCUCUCGUACGACAAAUUGGUUGUGGCGGUGGGAUGCUACUCCCAGACCUUCGAUACGAAGGGUGUGAAAGAAUUCGCCUACUUCCUAAAAGACGUCGGAGAUGCCAGAAGAAUACGAAAUCGCCUUCUCUCCUGCUUCGAAAUCGCCGCACUCCCAACCACCUCGGAUGAAAUGCGCUCUCAAAUCCUYAACUUCGCAGUCGUGGGUGGUGGUCCCACAGGAAUCGAAUGGUCAGCAGAGCUCCACGAUCUCAUCCACGAAGACAUGUCACGCCUCUACCCGGAGCUAGUCCAACACUGCAAAAUCACAGUCUACGACGUCGCACCCACAAUCCUAAGCAUGUUCGACGAAAAACUCUCCAAAUACGCCAUGAAGACCUUUGCUAGAAAUGGCAUCGAGAUCAAAACAAACCACCACGUCCAAGAACUCCGUCCGGGAGCCGUCAUACGUCCAGGAGUCAAAGAUAAAUUCUCCUGCUACACCCUCAACUUAAAAGAACAAGGCGAAGUAGGAGUGGGAAUGUGCGUCUGGUCCACAGGAUUAAUGAUGAAUCCAUUCGUCGAGACAGGUCUGAAAGACAAAGUCAAACAACAUCCCAAAUCCCACGGUAUCCUCACAGAUUCACAUCUUCAAAUCCAAUCCCCGGAUGGUACGCCCGUGAGAGACGUCUACGCGUUAGGAGACUGUGCGAUUCUCGAGGGAACUUCAUACCCCGCAACCGCUCAAGUCGCGGCGCAAAAAGCAUCUUGGCUAGCGAAGAGAUUGAAUAAAGGGGAUCUCCAGAAAACGGAAUUCAAAUACAAGGACCUUGGAGUAAUGGCUUAUAUUGGAAAUCAGAAUGCGAUUUUGCAGUCUUCCGGAGGGAAUAUCUCGGGAUUGAUGGCGUGGUUUAUUUGGAGAGGGGUGUAUUUGAGUAAGAGUAUGAGUUGGAGAAAUCGGAUCUUGAUCCCGAUUUAUUGGAGUAUUAAUUGGUUGUUUGGGAGGGAUAUUUCGCGCUUUUGA
This is a messenger RNA of Ramularia collo-cygni, 1527 nucleotides long. Its product is annotated as related to mitochondrial cytosolically directed NADH dehydrogenase. The transcript has 2 exons. NCBI's taxonomy places the organism in Eukaryota, Fungi, Ascomycota, Dothideomycetes, Mycosphaerellales, Mycosphaerellaceae. The record is from RefSeq and is a predicted model, not a curated record. Gene Ontology annotation, molecular function: NADH dehydrogenase activity. Bases 1 to 1527 code for a protein of 508 amino acids.